GAAAAGAAUAAUCGUUAUAACAUAACCUAAAAAUCUGACAUAAAAUUAAUCUUUUCAACAGUUUAUUUUAAUUUACGAGCAUGAAAUGAUGGAAUUAGUAUCCAAACGAAAACCGAUAACAAAUCUAUUAAUGGGCCAAGAAUCAAUUAAAUUCAUGUAUAAUUAUUUCCAAACAAACUUGAAGACAAACCAUGGAUUUCUCCGUUGUGAAUACUGCACUUUCAAAACUGAUGAGCUGAGCGUGAAGAAAAGUUAUUACCUGUUGGGGGUGCCUUAUGGAAGUGACCAGGAAACCGUUCGACAGGCUUUUGUUCAACUAGUCAAGAAAUAUCAUCCUGACAGCGGCUCAGAAAAGGCGGAUCCACAGCGAUUUCAAGAGAUAGAAAAUGCUUAUAGAAGACUACAAAAGAAAUUCUCUGAGGACAGGUGGAAAAAGAACGAAGGCUUGGGAGAAUAUGGAUUAUACUAUGAUGAAAAGAAAGGGGCACAAAAAGGUGUUGAAGAGCAGAAUAUUAAUCACACAGCGCCCCAACACAGACAAUACUUGACGUACGGGGGUUGGGGCACGGGAACCCCCUCGCAGAGAGAGCGUCACUACCAGAAGAGCCGCGCCGAAACAGCUGUUAAGAACGUGUUCCAACACCGCAUGGACAAGGUCAUAUCAGAGACCGUUUGCACGGAGGAGCAAGCCCUGGCACUCAAGGACAAAGCUGAGGCCAAGAAGAUCAAAACACGUUUCUAUCACGAGUUCAAGAAAUUUUUCAAGCAUGCAACUGUAACUCCACGGUAUGGGCUUGAACGUCUAGUUGAGGAUUUGAUACAAGAGUCGAUGAACAAGGGAGAAUUCGACAACCUUCCUGGCCAGGGAAAACCACUAGGGAGACAGUUUGACCACCACAAUCCCUAUGUCGACCUUGUUACACACAAACUAAAUCAGGUGCUGAUAGAUAACGGCUUCGUACCAGAGUGGAUUCAACUACAGAAAGAAAUCCGUGAAAGCGAAGAUGAGAUAAGAAAGAAACUGUUGGAAGAAAGGAGUAGGCUGGGCAGGUUACCACUGAAUCGAGACGACCAAAUACGUUGGAGCCGAAUUUUGGACAAUACACAAAUUCAUGUCGACAAACUCAACAAGAAAAUUGGGAAAUAUAAUUUAGUUGUACCAAUGCUGCAGAAACAGGUUGUCACUUUCAAUUUGCUUCGAGAAGCACAAAGAGUUCUGGAGGAAGGAGAGCACAGUAAGGGAGAACAAAGCCAACCCAAUCAACAUCAAACGAGUAAGACAAAGAAAGAAGACGACGGAUCCGGAUUAUUUGGUCUUUUCUCCUUCCUGAUGAAAAAAUAACUCGAUAAAAUUUCUAGCCCUUGUCUAACCAAAGCUGUCAAAUCAUUUUUCUUACUGUGUGAUACUAGAUUAAACUGGUGGCAGCCAGAAUAAAUUGUAUGAAAGGAUCUCAGUGGUAAAAUGUACUUGAGUAAUAUUGACAAUUUAAAAAAAACACACAUAUGUUGUCAAAUUCUAAACAGUUUUAUUUGGUACACGACCAUGUUUUCGUGACCACACCGGUCACUUGAGUUGAGUUGACAGUCAACUUGGAAAUGUGACCGGUGUGGUCACGAAACCAUUGUCCUGUACCGAAUAAAACUGUGUAGAAUUUGACAACAUAUGUGUGUUUUUAUUCAAUUAUGGAACGGUUCUACAAUAUUGACAAUGACUCAGUCGAAUUAAUAUUGACAAGUACAAAUAUUGAAACUUCAAGAUUAAUUGAAUUCAGUGUAAGUUGCUGGAUUUUGAAGUAUAAUUUUGUAUACAUUCAGUGCUUAAAUGGAUAAAAUCAAAUGUAUUGUGUCAAAUAAUAGAAUUUUAUUUGUAAAAAUUUGGGGAGAAGACAGUUUUGGGCUAUGCCUGUUGUCUUCUACCAAUCAUAUAAUUUAUAUUAUAAUUAUGAUUUGGAAUUGUCAAUGAAAUAAAUAAAUAAAU
Messenger RNA from Nilaparvata lugens (brown planthopper), 1978 nucleotides. RefSeq names its product dnaJ homolog subfamily C member 28. The coding region runs from base 86 to 1342 and encodes 418 amino acids. The record is from RefSeq and is a predicted model, not a curated record. The transcript is spliced from 9 exons. Lineage: Eukaryota; Metazoa; Arthropoda; Insecta; Hemiptera; Delphacidae.